CUGGAGUGAAGUCGGAGCGGAGGAUCGCGCCGUCCCAGCCGGCCAGCGUCCACGCCGCUCCCGCACCCUUACCCCUGCCCGCCCUUGCCAGGCGCGACCGGCGGCCAUGCAGCCGCAGGGCUGAGGCGGCCCCAUGCGAAGCCCGCGUCCCCGCGGUCCGGGCAACGACGGCGCAUGGAGAACUUCCGUAAGGUGCGCUCCGAGGAGGCGCCGGUGGGGGGUGGGGCCGAGGGGGGCGGCCCGGGCUCCAGCCCCUUCGCGGACCUUGCGCCGGGCGCUGUGCACAUGCGGGUCAAAGAGGGCAGCAAGAUCCGGAACCUGCUGGCUUUCGCCACCGCCAGCAUGGCGCAGCCAGCCACGCGCGCCAUCGUCUUCAGCGGCUGCGGUCGGGCCACCACCAAAACCGUCACGUGCGCGGAGAUCCUCAAGCGCCGCCUGGCGGGCCUGCAUCAGGUCACGCGGCUGCGCUACCGGAGCGUGCGCGAAGUGUGGCAGAGCCUCCCGCCGGGGCCCACACCGGGUCAGGAGCCUGGCGAGCCGGCCGCCAGUCUCAGUGUACUUAAGAACGUGCCCAGCCUCGCCAUCCUACUUUCCAAGGAUGCACUGGAUCCGUGCCAACCCGGUUACCAGCCCCCGAACUCCCAUCCUGGACCCUCGUCCCAGCCAACUGCACCGACGUCCAAGAGGAGCCUAGGGGAACCCGCGGCUGGAGAAGGCUCUGCGAAGCGGUUACAGCCUGGGCCAAGCGCUGCGGAAGAGGAACGGAUGGCCUGAGAGCUCGUGGGUCUGGGCCACGUAGACGCUCUGGAUCUCACCCCCAGCGCCUCGACCUUGAGACACAUCUCCAGCCUUUCACGCCUCGGUGCUCUGGACAUAACUCCUCAGACGGUCAGCAUGGACCCCAAGGCAACAAGAGAGUGACCCCAGGGAAGCUUCGUUCCACCACUUGUGUUGCCUGAAGACGCAGAACUCCACCUUCAGCUUUUCUGAGCCAUACUGGAACCUUCUUCAGGGAGGGAGUGGUUGGC
Odobenus rosmarus divergens (Pacific walrus) is the source of this 1028-nucleotide messenger RNA. RefSeq names its product ribonuclease P/MRP 25kDa subunit (gene RPP25). The transcript has a single exon. NCBI's taxonomy places the organism in Eukaryota, Metazoa, Chordata, Mammalia, Carnivora, Odobenidae. Gene Ontology annotation, biological process: tRNA 5'-leader removal. The record is from RefSeq and is a predicted model, not a curated record. Gene Ontology annotation, molecular function: RNA binding. Gene Ontology annotation, cellular component: ribonuclease MRP complex. The coding region runs from base 175 to 774 and encodes 199 amino acids.